This is a messenger RNA of Amoebophrya sp. A25, 2796 nucleotides long. NCBI's taxonomy places the organism in Eukaryota, Dinophyceae, Syndiniales, Amoebophryaceae. The record is from the annotation of a GenBank genome assembly.
GAUCACUUUCCUCGCAUAGCCCACCGCAAAUGGACGGCGUGACAACACAAGGAAUCCAACAUCCAGGGAGCUACGCUUUUAUGCUCACGAGUAAGAAGGAGUUAUCGAUGGAAGCAGACCUGUAUAGUGGUGGAGAAACAUUAGUGCACGCAGCAGGGGGUGUCAUGCUAGAUGCAAAUACCUUCCCGGAUGGAAAAUACGCAAUGAUCAGCUCGCAGACUAACCAUCCCCACUUCAAGCAGGAGCUAGAGAUAAAACCUGCAAUGCCGAUUCGCGCCUACCUGAUAAAGCCCAAGGGAACUCAGAUGGAAGCAGGCGAAGAUGCUACUACGGAGUUAAGGAAGUGGACCCGAGAUGAGAAAAUAGCAGCCAUGGUGCCGGCAACUCAAGAGAAUUGCAUAGUCUUGUCCCAGCUAAUGCUACCCGGAGGAAUGAAGUACAAAAUGCGAUGGCCUGGUGAUGUAGCCCUACUGAUUUUAGCCCCCUGUGAGUCGCUGGAACUUGAAGAGGUGGCAAAGGAAAGGUCGCACCUCUCCAAAGGAACUUGCGCGUUAUGUGGUUGGACUCCGCCCGAUCUGGACUCAGCAUGGCACAGGAGAACACCAGCGGAGAUAUCAGAUCUAUUCUGCGCGCACAUCGACGAGCACCAUGCACCAGUUGCCCUGUCGGCUCCUGUUCUCGGCGACAAAAUGGAGCUAGUGGCGCGCCAGGAGCAGAUGGAGAAAUAUCAGCAGCUCAAAUCAGCAGCGAAGGCCGGCAGACUUGGUAGCUUUCGUAGGCUAGCCUCGGUAGGUCCUCGCAGAUACGGGUGGAAGAGAUAUGCCGAAAGGUACAGCUGCGAUUACUGUGGGCUAACCUUCCAGACAAAUCUUGGCGCAAUGGAAAAGCACGUGCUUGCGCACCAGGAGAAGCAGGUCAUAAAGGUUGCGAAACUGGUGGUAAGAAGAGCCGGCAGGAUAGUAACGCCGAAGCUGGGAGCAGUUCAGAGGGCGUGGAGACCCGAAGGUCACCUACUAUGUGCCACGGCAGGGGCAGCAUCGUUUGGACCAGACGCGAGACUUGCUAAGUUUCUAAUUCCGCGCUGCGCAUGGAAAAACGCCGCCACAAGAAAUCAGCUGAUCUGCAAGAAGUGCGAAAAAUGGGACAUUGGCUUCGACCCACUGAUAAUGUCCAUGAGAAUGCUGUCUAAGCGAGUGGAUUUGCUGAGAGCACAUGAAAGAAAAUGCAAAGGUGGCAAAAAGGGAGUGAAAAAAUCAUGACACACAAAAACUAAAAAGAUCAUCCAAAGUCAAUUAUAAAGAUCUAAUUAAGACCUCACCGACGAAGAAAUAAGUAAAGCCACUCCAGAAGAAGUAAACAAGUGGAUAGUGAUAGGGAAGAUGCAUCUUCAGUGCCACACGUCACGAAGACAUCUCCAAAAACUCCUAAUUCAUAACUCAGUCAAACCAAAGUGUUUUUGUGAGUACGAAACUGUCUCUUAAUUAAUGGUCUUAGAAGCAAAAUCCAGCAAGUUAAACUAGAUCCAAAACAAGCUUAAGAUAAAAAAGACGAGUUCUUAGGCACAUACCUCUUGUUAGGCACAUUCAUUCAUUCAUUCAUACGUAAGUAUAGGGUGGUUGUAAAAAUUGUCACUUUAUCUAUCUCUUCAAGUUCUACUUCUAAUAAUCACUAAAUCUUGCUCCACUUCACUAAAACGUUACGUUCAUUUCCACAGCCCUUUUGCAUAGCGUUUUGAUGACUCACAACUUGCUAACAAUUAUAUAAACAUGCAUGUUGAUUUUGAAAUAUUAUGCAACAGUCUGCGUACACGCGAUUCACACGAGCAAGAGUUAUUAGACGACACCCGUUUUUCCCGAAGACACCAACACUUCUUCACAGUCUCCGACAUAAUACCGGGCAAAAAUAGAAAGAACCCUUAUUGAAGAUUACUAAUAUGAACAUGAAUUUUUAUCCCGAAAGAACUAACUUUGUAAUCGUCUUGUCAGAGUCUAGCGACUAGAGAUUUUGCAGCUUAUUUCGAAGACGUCCGUAGCCAUUUUGGCUCAAGGCCUCGUCCUUGUUGCCCGUUACCUACCAACCGCAUAGUUAAUGCCUAAGAUCCAUUGUCCUGGUACACGUAUGGCUGCGCUCAACGAACAAGUCAAUCAAUCAAUCAAACCAUCAAUAGCAAGAUCUUCCCUGACCGGUUGGGUCGCUAAUGGGGCUAGUUUCAUUAGGUCGGACACGACUCGUUCUAGCUGAUUAUGAUCCCAAAAAGAUGCUGGAAAAGCGCAAAAAUUGAGAAGCAGAGGAGUAGAAAAGUUAAUGCAACACAUAGCACAUGACCAGCAUCGGAAUAGAAGACAAAAUGAAAGAAGAGCGCGACUCCAGCUAAAGAAGAAAACUAAGCGAAUGCAAAUCGAGUAAAGGCGACAGGGCGGGGCGCAAAUGGGUUUUGCGAUUGGAAUGGGCAGCCAUUGCGCGCAAAGGCUGGAGCGUCUUCGUUUGGCCCAGAUGCCCGACCUGCCAAGAUUCUGUCCCCACAAACAGCCUGGAAGGACCCGAGCACGAAGGACAAGCUGAAGCGCCGAAAGUGCUGCAGUUGGGAGCUAGACUUCAACCAUCUAACGAUGAUGCUUAGGAUGCUAUCGAAGAGAGGAGACAUGAGGAGGGACCACGAUAAAUGACGCAAAGAAAAAAACACAAAAAAGGGAGGGAAAAAAGAAAGCGGAAAGGGAAGGAAAGGGCAUUUUCAAUUUAUCAGAAAUGAUAUAAAACAUUGCAUGCAACACCUCGCGCUAGGCACAUUCAUUCCUG